CAUUUCCUGUAAUAAAAAGAUGGUGGUCAAAGCCGAGAGAAGCAGCUGACUCGCUGAAAUUAUUUCAGAUUAAAAAAAAAAAACUUUACAGUGCCUAGGACUACCAAAACAAAGCUACAUCGAUACGCGUCCUGCGACAAGCACAGCAGAGGGAAGCGUGUCGAUUACGGGACAAAUCGGGGGCCAGAAGCAGAGCCUUGAAGAGCUGCGGAUUGCGGGGAAGAGCCAGCAUGUUUGCCUGAGCUGGGAGAUUCAGGACCCCCCCCUCCCCUCCCCAGGCUUAUCCCCUGCGUUAUGGCAGAGUCCACUACCACCCAGAAAGAUCUGACAUCAGGAAAUGAACCCAACUGCAGUAGGAGCCAAAUAAAGGACAAGGAGACAUAUGACCACGAAGAACCGAGCAAAAAGCUGAAGGUCGAGCAUCCAGCCUGUGUGGCUAUAAGCCACCCGAAAGUAGACUUCUGGUUUUGUGAAGAAUGCAAGGAGUAUUUCAUAGAGGAAUGUCCCACCCACGGGCCUCCAGUGUUUGUGCCAGACACUCCCGUGGAGUUUGGGGUCCCCAACCGCGCAGCCCUCACUGCCCCCUCUGGGAUUGAGGUCAUUCAGGAUGGGGACGAAGUGGACGUGUGCUGUGUGGACAAGGAUAUCCCAAAAGGGGCUCUCUUUGGACCCUAUCAGGGGGAAGUUGUGUCACAGGAUAAAUCCUCAGGCUUCUUCUCCUGGAUGGUUGUUGAUGAGAACAAUGUGUACAAAUCCAUUGAUGGUAGUGACGAAACAAAGGCAAACUGGAUGAGGUACGUGCGGACCUCGGCUGAGGAUAGCGAGAGGAACCUGACAGCCUUUCAACAUGCCGAGCACAUUUACUUUCGUGUGUGUCGUGACCUCGUGGUGGGCGAGAAGCUCCGAGUGUGGUACAGCGAGGACUACAUGGCACGGCUGCACAGUAUGUCCCAGGACAGCAUCGACCGGAACCUGGCCACAGGUGGGCCGGGCACAAGGAAAUGUGAGGGGCCUCCCCAGCGAGAGACAAAGGGGCCAGUACUCAGAUCAGCGCUACACGGGAGGCGCACGCUCAGCAGGCAGGCUAACGAGGAGGGUGACUGCCAGCUGCAGACUAAGAAGAAGAAGAUUGACCUCAUUUUUAAAGACGUUUUGGAAGCAUCGCUAGAAGACUCCAAAAACAUAGACAGUCCACUGAACAGCACUUUUCCUCUAAGGCGAACCAAGGGGCAGCAUGCCUCCAACCUCCAGCCCAAAAGCUUGUUGACCCAAGCCUCACCCUACCUGAAAGAGCAGGAGUACAAGCCGCUGGGGCUUGCUGCCAGCCCGGAAGGAGUGGAGGGUGAUCUGGGUCCAGGCUGUAUCAAGCUGGAGGGCCAGAAUGAUGGCCCCAGCUUGUCUUGCGAGGGACCCUCCACCUCAUUUUGUCCAAACUGUGUGAAGCUGAAGAGGAGGAUUAGGGAGCUGGAGGCAGAGCUGGAGCGCCUGAGGGCCGGCCCUCAGGCGGAGCCUGUGAGUCACGUCCCUCCCCAGCCUGAACCGCCUCUGCUCGAUGAGCAACAAGCGGCAGAAGCCAUGACCCCGAUCCCAGUAACACUAGAUGAUGAUGACCAAGAUAUGGAUUCUGCUGAUGAGUCCAUCACUGCCGAUCUCAUGGUGACCGCAGAAGAGUCCUCCAAGCUGAUGGCCGGGCCAGGCAGACGGAUACGCCGUUUCAAGCAGGAGUGGCUGAAGAAAUUCUGGUUCCUGCGCUACUCGCCCACACUCAACGAAAUGUGGUGUCACGUUUGUCGCCAGUACACUGUCCAGUCGUCGCGCACCUCAGCCUUCAUUAUUGGCUCCAAGCAGUUCAAAAUUCAUACCAUAAAGCUGCAUAGCCAGAGCAACCUGCACAAGAAGUGUCUACAGCUGUACAAGCUGCGCAUGCACCCAGAGAAGACUGAGGAAAUGUGCAGGAACAUGACGCUGCUCUUCAAUGCUGCUUACCACCUGGCCCUGGAGGGCCGGCCUUUCUCCGACCUCCGACCCCUGGCUGAACUGCUCAAAAAGUGCGAGCUCAAGGUGGUGGAUCAGUACAUGAAUGAGGGUGACUGCCAGAUCCUCAUCCACCAUAUUGCCCGGGCACUGAAGGAAGACCUAGCAGAGAAGAUCCGCCUGUCCCCCUUCCUCAGUGUCAUCAUGGAUGGUCAGAACAAUGACCUGCUGACAGACACAGUGGCUGUCUAUGUACAGUUCAUCACUAGUGAUGGCCCUCCUGCUACAGAGUUCCUCUCUGUGCAGGGACUCAGCUGUACUACAGCCGACGGGUAUCUCCAGGCUAUAGACCGGGCAUUUUCUGUGCUAGGCCUGAGGCUGCAGGACAUGUUGAUAAUUGGCUUUGGCAUUGAUGGGUCCAAUAUUUCUUCUGUAAUGAGAGCAAACAUCUACAUUUCUAUGAGAAGGACUUUCCCUUGGGUGUUUUGUUUGCCAGUGAUGAUCCAUCGACCACACCUAGAGGUGCUGGAUGCCAUCAGUGGCAAAGAGCUCUCCUGCUUGGAGGAUUUAGAGAACAAUCUUAAACAACUGCUCAGCUUCUAUCGCUACUCCCCUCGCAUGAUGUGUGAGCUUCGCGCUACCGCGCCAACUCUCUCAGAGGAGACCGAAUUUCUUGGUGACAUACGAGCCAUCCGUUGGAUCAUUGGAGAGCCAAAUGUUUUAAAUGCCCUUAUCAAGGACUACCUAGAGGUAGUGGCACACCUUAAGGAGGUUAGCAGCCAGACUCAGAGAGCCGACGCAGCAGCUAUCGCCUUGGCUCUCCUGCAGUUCCUUAUGGACUACCAGUCCAUCAAACUCAUCUACUUCCUCCUGGAUGUCAUAGCUGUCCUCUCACGUCUGGCAUUUAUUUUUCAAGGGGAAUAUCUUCUAGUCUCCCAGGUGGAUGCAAAGAUUGAGGAGGCCAUUCAGGAAAUAGGGCGUCUCGUGGACUCCCCAGGGGAAUAUCUGCAGGAGUUUGAGGAGAACUUCAGGGAGAGCUUCAAUGGUGUUGACCUGAAGAACCUGCGAGUGGCUGAGUCCAAGUUCCAGUCUAUCCGAGAAAAGAUCUGUCAGAAGAGCCAAGGUAUCUUAGCUCAGCGCUUCGAUGCACGAAGCCGCUUAGUUGUCAAAGCUUGUCAGGUUCUGGACCUAGCCACUUGGCCACGCAACAGGGAUGACCUUCGAGUCUAUGGUGAGGAAGAGAUCUUGCUCAUCUUUGACCACCUGGAGGCCAUCCCUUUAGCAGACCGAGAGGUUGCCCAUGACAGGGCAGAUGAAAGGGGCAACUUAGUGGUUGAGUGGAGGGACCUCAAGGCAGAUUACUACAGCAUGAAUGGCUUCAAGGAGGUUGCUGGUCAUAUCUGCCGAUACAAGCAGCGCUUUCCCCUUCUGAACCAGAUAGUGCAGAUUGUCCGGGUCCUGCCUACCUCUACGGCCUGCUGUGACAAGGGGAGGGUGUCUCUGCAGAGGGUGAGAAGGAACAAUCGCUCGCGGCUCACACUGGACCAAGUGAAUGACCUGCUGAUGCUAGCUGUCAACGGGCCACCUAUCGUCAGUUUUGACAGCAAGCGGGCACUGGAUAGCUGGUUUGAGGAGAAGUCAGGGAACAGCUACUCACUGUCCACAGAGAUGUUGAGCAGGAUGUCAGCAGCUGACCAGAAGUCUCUUCUGCAUAGCAUAGAUACAAACACAGAGUUUUAUCCAGACAUGUGACUGGAAGUAUUGAACCAUUUAGUCCAAAAAGCCAUCCCACAGAGGUGUCACAUGACCCCAAGAUUAUUUUGUUGCUGCUAAGAUAUGAUUGUCUUGUUUUAUGAGUGAAAACCAGUUAGUAAAGUUCUGUGUUAGUGUGUAGUUUAUGCAAAAGUUACAAACACAAAUAUUCGGAUAUAUAAAUGUUUAUUUAUGUAUUUACACUGCAGAUAUUAAACCUGCUCAAAGGAAAUUCAUUUAUCUAUGGAUUGUAGAAGAAUCUUCCGAAGGUAUUUUAACUUUUUCAGAGCAGAUUUUUAAAGAUAUAGAUUUUUAUAUAAAAACAUUGUAUAUUCAGUUAUGAAAUGUACCCUUUAUAAAAUGGAUCACAGUAGUAAAAGCUGGUGGUAAAUUUAAACUUAAUUGAGGGGGGGGGGUGUCAAAGCCUUGUUUUGUAACUCCCAACCAGCCAAGUAUCUACCAAUAUAAUGAAAAUUACUUCAGUGACUAAGUGACCACCUCAGAGUUGGAUCUCACAUCCUGCCUAAACAAUCAGUAAGCUUUUUGGUGAAUAUUGAGCGGGUGUUUGAUUAAGCUCAUAACAAUUAAACAGAUGUGGCAUGUGGCACUAAUGAGUUUGCCACGUCAGUGUCAAGCAUGGUCUUCAUAACUACAUGCACACUUAUUUGCUUUUCUGUGAGUUAUACAUGUUGAAACACUCAGAUAUUUUGAGAAAUUGCACUUUGAGUGAGGCUGCUCAAACUAGGAGUGAUUGUUGUCCAGUCUGGAAAAAAAAUGCUACAGUCCAGACUUAGUCAGGGCACAACAAUUUUUUUAAAUUGUGAUUGUUACCAAAAGAUGUGGCUAAAUAAGCAAGAUGUGGUGCCAGGUUAAGGUAUAAAUCAACCAAGGAAUGUCUCUUGUGGUUGUCAAAGUAAUAUCUGGUGUGUGGUAUUGUUAAAUGUGUCAUUUUUAAGUUUUUAAGUAAUCAUGCCGCAUUUGUCUAUGCUUAAGCAAUGUUUAAAAGCCAUAUGGGGUUGUGCCAUAACAAGUUCCUGUAACUCAUUUGGAAUGUUAAAUCUGUGCUGAAAAUUGGUGUAUAUGCAGCCUGUUCUUAUUGUAUAUAUAACAUAUAUACAAUAUAGUAUAUAAUAUAUACAAUAUAUAGUAUAUAUAUAUAUAUAUAAUUUGCUUUACAUUUGUUUUUGAUAAGCCUUUGAUAUCGUGAUAGUACUCUUAAUAGUAAGCAAUUACUUGCAUAACAGUCGAUAGCCUCAAUCUGAUAAUCACCUUCCAAUGUAAUAUUUAUAGAAAGUUGUCCUCUCACUGAUACACUGGAUAAAAGAUUUUUUUCCUAUGCGAUCAGUUUUGCUCACCAUUCCAUUUAGUUUACACGCCGUCUUCCCAUUAUAUAUGGUGGUGUAAUAUCAGGCGUGUCUCUAUGUAGGGGCAGGCCACAGCUGAGGCUAACAUGAGCCAAGUAAUGAAAAUUAUUGUGCCUGCUAUUGCUUGGUCAUUGUAAUACAGACUGCAGAUAGGAUAGGAUUUAGAUUACAAGGAUAUAGUGUAUAUUUAGGAGGGGUGUAACGGUACACAGAAUACACAGUUCAGUACAAACCUCAGUUUUCAUUUCACGUUUUGGUGCAGUUUUGGUACAGAAAAAAAAUUAUUAUAAAAACUGCAAGCACACAAUUAGGAACAGCCGCAAUCCAAAGGCAAUAUGCCUGUCAACAUGUCUAUAACAAAACCGAAAAGAUGCUUAUUUUCACUUUGUGAAAACAAAUAUUUAAAAUAAAUGUUCUAGGGAAACCCAAAUGUUCCCAAACCACCAAUACUCAGCAUUAGCAAUAACCAACUCACAGCCACAAUUAUCACAGUGUUGUGGAACAUGUACUGUACUUGUGAGUCUUGUUCUGCCCAUGUCAAUAAGUGCACCAUUACAACCCUAAUAGUAAGUCAAAAUGACAUAUUCAGAUGAAAUGUAGCUGCAUACAAUCUAUGAAGAAAAUUAAAUCACUUAUCUUUUAGCCUAUUAUUAUCCAGGCAAGUUUCCCUUUUGAACCCUCUGUUUUCAAAGAACUGAUAAAAUGUUAGCAUUUCAUUCCUUGUAACCUAAAUUGGGUGUUGGGAGGCUGUUUUAAGAGAAAAAAACAUCAGCUCAUGCAUAUUCUCUUUGCAGUUAAAGCUAACUUUGCUGCAUCGACAUAACUUUUUGUAGGGUAUCUUCCCUAAAGUUUUCUCAUACUCUGUACGGUCAUUUACUUUUAAGCUGUGACCAAGAAUACUUCUAUGUUAUUUCUGCAUGACUGAGAUAAUAGUUUGCUUGUGGUUCGUCAAGCCCAGAAUCCACCUAUAGUCUUUUUUUGUUCUUCUAAUUUAAUUAAGCAGGGAUUUUUGAGAAUUGGUCUGACUUUGAGAAUGCACUUAAACAUGCAGCGAUGCAGCAAGCUUCCAAGUCUGUAAUUGCGCCUCUGUAUGAGCUGCGUAUGUAUGUAUGCAUGCUGGAGUCAGUGGGAAUCUCCAAGCUAACGAUUUUAUUUGCCAGUGGCUGGAUUCACUGUAAUGUUACGAUAGAACUAAGAAGAGUUGAUCUGAUAAGUAUAGCCAAGAAAUAUUUAGUGAAGUGUAUUGUACAUGCGUACAUGGAGAAAAUCACGUAUGCUGUACCUGCCUCUAGAGAUUUUAAUGACAAUUUUUAUAUUAAAUAUUGUGUGUGCAUGGGAAAUAAAUGUUUGAUAUUUAGUAGCAGGGACAAGUCAUUAAAUGUCAAGCUUUUUAUGCCAAGAUUUAAAGCUAAAUGAUGAAUUGUAUUCUCUAGAUACCAUCCAAAGGCAUAUUUAUUCACAUUUCCUCCUCUCCAAGAUGGUUUUUGCUGAAUAAAUACAUUUAUUUUCUUUAGCAAUUGCAAGGUUUGUCUGAAGCGUAAACCAUGGCAUGUUAAAUGUAGUGGUGUACUUUAAAGGUCAAUUUUUAAUAAAUAUGUUAAUAUCGACAGAAAAUAGAAAAUGAAAAAAGGUUAGUAAAGAGGUUCAGCACGUACAAAACCUACGUUGUUUUGUCUCUGAAAACAAUACAAUAGGUUGGUGUGGUGUUUGUAGAGGCCAAGGAGAAAAAAAUAAGUAUGUUUUUGGAUGAAGAGUCAGUCACCUCACAGUGAGGUAUGCAUUAGCAAUGAAUAAGCUCACCUUUUUAUAGGGAGUAACUAAAAAAUGCUAUGCUCAGUCACUUUCAGUAAAGAAUACAAAUCCUGUUGAAUCAAUGGUAUAUUUGGUUUUGUUGGGACUGUUUCAUUUUUUAUUUUAGUGUAAUGAAAAUAUACUCUUAAUUGCAUUUUAUCAAGUGCACAAGUAACUCCAAGCUUUGUCAUUUUGAAUGCUAAUGUCAAUAAGUAUCCUUUCUGUUAUAACCCGGUUUUGUCUAUGUUAAGUGGUAUAUAUCUGCUUGUAAUGUCUAUAUUGUAGAUGCAUUUAUAGUUUAUUGGUUUUGUUACAGUGUUUUUACGCUGUCUUACUCCUCUGUGAAAAUUGUCGAGGCCAUUUUGCGAGUUUAUCCUGUGUGUGACCCUGUAUUACACCUAAGUUGCUAAAGAAAAAGAUACUGGAUGAAAUUGUAAUUCAGUGCUAAACUUCACCAACCUCCUCUUCUUGAAUUCGCUUUAACUUUCUUAUUUGACACCUUUUUAGAAGUGAGCUUCUUGUACCAAACAUAUAUUCCAAAACGGAGGCACUUUUACUGACAAAAUAGAGACAAUGUCACAAAUGCAGAAGUUGCAUUGGUUAUUGUACAAUGACAUGAAAAUAAUUAUGUUCGUUUUAAUGUUGACUGUUUGGGCCUGACUUGGCAUGUCUGUAAGGAACUUUUUAGCUGUGAAUGGUUGAAACUUUUUUCUGCACUUAUUUUCCUGUUUUGUAGAGGGAGUAUGUGGAAUAUUGGAAAUAUGUACACAAAUUUCUAUGCUACAUUUCAACAGUACCUAUUUGAAAUACAAAAAUAUUUAACACUGGAGAAAUAUUAAGCUAUAUAUAAGAUAUAAACAAACACAUGUAUGAUACAUAAACCUACUCAAAGUUACAGUGUUACGUUAUCUCUAUCAAACAAAUAUUAAUAAAACUUGAUACCUUUUCUAUUA
Brienomyrus brachyistius is the source of this 7834-nucleotide messenger RNA. It is a transcript of the gene prdm11, whose product is annotated as PR domain containing 11. The record is from RefSeq and is a predicted model, not a curated record. Gene Ontology annotation, molecular function: protein binding. Bases 295 to 3726 code for a protein of 1143 amino acids. NCBI's taxonomy places the organism in Eukaryota, Metazoa, Chordata, Actinopteri, Osteoglossiformes, Mormyridae. The transcript has 8 exons.